This is a messenger RNA of Rhineura floridana, 8032 nucleotides long. RefSeq names its product protein kinase C epsilon (gene PRKCE). The record is from RefSeq and is a predicted model, not a curated record. The transcript has 16 exons. Gene Ontology annotation, molecular function: ATP binding; diacylglycerol-dependent serine/threonine kinase activity. Lineage: Eukaryota; Metazoa; Chordata; Lepidosauria; Squamata; Rhineuridae. The coding region runs from base 1220 to 3553 and encodes 777 amino acids. Gene Ontology annotation, biological process: protein phosphorylation.
CUCUGCGGCUCGCAGCGAGGGGGCUCCUGCCUCCGCGUUUGUUGCUGUUGCUCGCCGGUGAGCCCUUCAAGUGCACCCCCAACAGGCAAAACUUUCUAUUCACAGUCACCCGCGCUCUCUCGCUCUCCCUCACUCAUACACACUGACGUCUUUUGCGCAUUUCCUGCAUGAGGGAGACAGACACAGCGAGCGAGGUGGGGUAGGGCUUCUCAGCCCAGCGCCAGACACAAGCGUAGCCAGCGGCACCACACCGGCCAGAACGCGCGGCUGGAGAGCCAGCGCCACCGCGCUCGUGCUUGGCGUCGGCGUCUCAAGUAUAUUUAUUUUAUUUCAUUAGUAUUAUGAUUAUUUUUAAAAACAUAAAUUAAGCCACAUAAAUCACCAACUCCCCGCCGUGAGCAGUCCUAUCCGGAGCAGUUUCUCCCCAUGCCUUGGAUUCGAUCCGCUGGAUCCUUGGCCUUGGAGGAGGAGGAGGAGGCGGCGGCGGAGGCGGAGGCGGCGGCGAGGAAGCGCCUGAAGCCGAGGCGGAUGUAAGGCUCCCUGGGCUGGACUGUGUGAUUUUUUCCUUCUUCUGCCAUCGGGAGGCUGGGAAGUAACCAGGGCUGCUUGUGUGGUUCGGUGGCGUUUCUGGGUUCGUUUUAUUAGUAUUGAUUUUUUUUAAAAAACUCCCCCUCCUCCCUCCUCUGUUGCUGCCGCCGCCGCUGCACAGACAAGACAGCACUAGCGUGUGCAAGAGCUUCGGAUUGCUUGUGUGUGCGUGUGUGCAGAAAACUAAUCCAGGAUUAUGAUCUAAAAGGGGGGGAGGGGGAGGGGGAGGAGGAGGGGGUAACUAAGGCUGUUUCUAUAUAUCCAGAGGAUCUUCUGAUUUUGCUCCGAUUGCAUUUUGGAUUUCUGCAAGCGGGGACUUACCCCCCUCCCCUCCUCUGCCUUCCUUGUUUUUCCGUUAGAAAACACACAGGGAAAGAAAAGAAAGAAAGAUCUUUGCAAGCCUGCCUACAUGUGUGUGUUUAUAUUCCCUGGGUGUCGGGAGAGGAAGGGCUAAAUAGCUAUAGGUAGCAAAAGGGGAGGAACCCCCCCAUUCUUAAGCCUGCACCUCCUCCCCCCUCCCACCACACUGCACUCAAACCUGCCUUCUUAUUUAUUGGAGAAACCUCCUCGGAUCCCUCAGCACUCCAGAGUGUGUGCACUCAAUCCCAGGGAAAAGUGAAGCCCUCUAACCAUGGUGGUUUUCAAUGGCAUGCUGAAAAUCAAAAUCUGUGAAGCGGUGAAUCUGAAGCCCACAGCCUGGUCCCUGAGGCAUGCAGUGGGUCCCAAGCCACAGACGUUUCUGCUGGACCCCUACAUUGCCCUCAACGUGGACGAUUCCAGGAUCGGGCAGACCUCGACCAAGCAGAAAACCAACAGUCCGUCCUGGAACGAUGAAUUUGUCACUGACGUUUGCAAUGGCAAGAAGAUUGAGAUGGCUGUUUUCCACGAUGCCCCCAUUGGGUACGACGAUUUUGUGGCUAACUGCACUAUCCAGUUUGAGGACUUGCUGCAAAAUGGGAGCCGCCACUUCGAAGACUGGAUUGAUUUGGAGCCAGAAGGAAGAGUGUAUGUAAUCAUAGAUCUUUCAGGCUCAUCAGGUGAAGCACCCAAAGACAAUGAAGAACGAGUGUUUAGGGAGCGGAUGCGGCCCAGGAAGCGCCAGGGGGCAGUGCGACGUAGGGUCCACCAGGUUAAUGGGCACAAGUUUAUGGCCACCUACCUUAGACAACCAACUUACUGUUCACAUUGCCGAGACUUUAUAUGGGGAGUAAUAGGAAAGCAAGGGUACCAAUGUCAAGUUUGCACUUGCGUAGUCCACAAACGAUGCCAUGAGCUUAUAAUAACGAAAUGUGCUGGACUGAAGAAGCAGGAAGCCCAUGAUGAGUAUACAGGUUAUUUCUGCCAUCAGCUGAAUAUUGGAGAAGGGUCGUGGCUCAGUGGUAGGGCAUCUGGUCUGCAUGCAGAAGGUCCCAGGUUCAACUUCUGGCAUCUCCAGGUGGGCUCCCAGCGCUUCAGUGUCAACAUGCCUCACAAGUUCAGCAUUCACAAUUACAAAGUGCCCACCUUCUGUGACCACUGUGGUUCGUUGCUCUGGGGUCUUCUGAGACAAGGUUUACAAUGCAAAGUUUGCAAGAUGAAUGUACAUAGACGCUGUGAAACCAAUGUGGCACCCAACUGUGGAGUGGAUGCUAGAGGGAUAGCUAAAGUACUUGCCGACCUAGGCGUCACUCCAGAUAAGAUCACUAAUAGUGGACAAAGGAGGAAGAAGCUUGUCCCAGGUGCAGAAUCUCAACCGCCAGUUCCUGGAUCCUCACCAGAAGAUGACAGAUCAAAGUCAGCACCAACUUCCCCAUGUGAUCAAGAAAUUAAAGAGCUUGAAAAUAAUAUUAGGAAAGCUUUGUCAUUUGACAAUCGAGGCGAAGAGCACAGGGGAGCAGCAACAACCUCAGCUGACAACCAGCUUAACACGCCUGGAGAGAACGGUGAAAAUGGAGAGGUCAAAGCACAGACGAAGCGCAUGGGCCUCGAAGAGUUCAACUUCAUUAAAGUAUUAGGGAAAGGCAGCUUUGGAAAGGUCAUGCUAGCUGAGCUAAAAGGUAAAGAUGAAGUAUAUGCUGUGAAAGUCUUAAAGAAAGAUGUCAUCCUACAAGAUGACGAUGUGGACUGUACAAUGACAGAAAAACGGAUUCUGGCAUUAGCACGGAAGCAUCCUUACUUAACACAGCUCUACUGCUGCUUCCAGACCAAGGACCGCCUAUUUUUCGUCAUGGAAUAUGUCAAUGGAGGAGACCUAAUGUUUCAGAUUCAGCGCUCGCGCAAAUUUGACGAGCCUCGCUCCCGCUUCUAUGCAGCAGAAGUCACAUCAGCACUCAUGUUUCUCCAUCAACAUGGCGUCAUCUACAGGGACCUGAAACUGGACAAUAUUCUUCUGGAUGCAGAAGGUCACUGCAAAUUGGCUGACUUUGGAAUGUGCAAGGAAGGAAUCUUGAAUGGAGUAACGACCACUACCUUUUGUGGAACGCCAGACUACAUAGCUCCAGAGAUUCUGCAGGAAUUGGAAUAUGGUCCCUCAGUAGACUGGUGGGCACUGGGGGUCCUCAUGUAUGAAAUGAUGGCUGGGCAGCCCCCCUUUGAAGCCGACAAUGAAGACGACCUCUUUGAAUCCAUCCUGCACGAUGAUGUGCUGUAUCCAGUGUGGCUUAGCAAAGAAGCUGUUAGCAUUCUGAAAGCUUUCAUGACAAAAAAUCCAAAUAAGCGGCUUGGCUGUGUGGCAUCUCAGAAUGGCGAAGACGCUAUUAAACAACAUCCGUUCUUUAAGGAAAUUGACUGGGUUCUUCUAGAACAAAGGAAAAUCAAGCCACCCUUCAAACCUCGGAUUAAAACCAAAAGGGAUGUAAAUAACUUUGAUCAAGACUUUACACGAGAAGACCCAGUGUUAACUGCAGUGGACGAGGCAAUUAUAAAGCAAAUCAACCAAGAAGAAUUUAAAGGCUUCUCAUAUUUUGGGGAACAGCUGCAGCCAUAAGACCCCACCCACAAUUGGGACCACCAGAUCACUGACACUGGAAGAGGUGGUUCUCAGAACACCCUCCAGCCACCCAAUCGAGAGCUACUUCUCCCAACCAUGAGCCCAUAACCCUUAUUUUAUACUAUGCCUAUCUAUUUAUUGUUAUUUUUCUUUCACCUUUGAGCUGGAGGCACUCAUACUUUCUGACUCACAAAGCAAUGCAAAAUAUUUUGUAUCAGAAAUUGUUAAGGUAACACAGUGCUGUUGUUUCUUGAUGCUGCUUUUCCCCUCCACCCUACCCUAGUUUAGUAUCUUUCUUUUAUUCCCUAGAAGGAUGUGACUAGUUCACUCAGUCAUUUUUGAGGUUAAAAAAAAAAAUCACUAAAAGGGUGUUUUUUUCCUACUCACUUUUCACAUGGAACAGUGUGGUCUUGGGAACGUCCCUCUUUAUGGGGUCAAUCAGUGAUGGGAAAUCUUUUUCAGCCCGAGAGCCACAUUCCUUUCUGGGCAGCCUUCCAAGGUCUACAUGCUAGUGGGUGGCAGGGCCAGAGGGAAAAGUGGGUGGAGCAACAAAUUUUACCUUUGGACAGGAGGCUAGUUCUCACACUCACACUCACGUACACAAACAAACAAAAGCAAGAGGCAUUAUCAGAGUUCAAGAACAUAUUCCGGCCAGGUACAAACACUAGGGAUACAAACCAGAGCCACUGAGGGAUGUAACUAGGGGAGAGAGGUGUGACCUGGAGAGAGUUCUGAGAGCCAGACAGAGAAGCUUUGAGGGCUGCAUUUGGACCCCAGGCCUCAGAUUCCCAAGCCCUGGGUUAGAAAGACUUUUCCAAGACAUGGCAAAUAAUCAUCCCCAUCACAUAGUGGCACAUACACAAGUUAUUUGUACUAAAUGAACACUAGCAAUGUGAACCUAUAAAUCAGCUAGAAGAUUUAUGCCAGCAUUGCUUUCUGACAGCCUUGUAGGGGCAUUGUGACAGCCAAUAGCGUUAGGGUCCUAAUGAGCCAUUCAUCUUUCAAGAAUGUUUUUUUUCUUUUUAAUGAAAAGCAUCCUCAGGAGGCUGCAGUUGUGAAAUGAUUGUGGCUGAGGAUUCCAUGAUGCUGGAUUUCAGUCCAUGCUUAGGCUUAAAAGUCGGGGUGGAUUCUAAGUUCAAGGUAAAGCAAGUUCUUUCUCAUUAAAAUUCUGCUGUGUUGCAUUUCUAGGCAGAUAGAACCAUAAAACAGCAACUGUGACUCCCAUGUUGGGUGGUUAGCUGAGAACUACUGGCUUGAGCUCAGUGCAAAGGAGUCUGAAGAGAUUGUUUCCUUAUUGUUAAUUCUGAUGGUAACAGAGGCCAACAGUGCAAUAGUGAUGAAUUCAUAUUGUGUUGCUGCAGAACUUCCAUAGAUAUACUAGUAUUCUUCUAAGGUGAAACUUCUGUGCAUAGUUACUUGGACGUAAACUGUUGAACACUGUGGGAUUUAUAUCCAAUUAAGCAUGCACAGGAUUGUGUGAAAAAGGCUGUUAUGGAAGUGGGUGGAAUGCAUUCCUGGAUAGGAAAUUCUUCCAGAAAUCUGUCCCUGGCAACUUUUUAGCCCAGAAAUGUAUGCAACUGAGAGGCAGCAAUCUUCCUUCAUCUCCUUCACUCUGCUGGAUUUACCCAUGAUAAGAGCUGAAGUUUUUUGGCAUGCCCUAUCACCAAACCACCCUGUGACUCUUAAGUGAAUAUGGCAAAAAAUAUUUACCAAAAAUACUUAAAUAUUGAAAUAGAUACCAAAAAUUGCACUUCUGUGCAGGCUAAUUGUUGAGUGUUAGAAAAUAGCCUGACUAAUGGAUUUAUAACUAAUUAAAAUAGAUAAGGCUGCCAAUGAAAAUCUUAAAUAGUCUAUCUGGAAAAUUACUUUUUUCUAAGAUACAUAAUGAUUUUUUUUAAAAAAGUUUUAUUAAAAUCAUAUAACAUACAAACACAGAUGCUUUAUAGACAGGUAUUAAAGGGCUAAAGAGUGGGCAAAUUCUCCAAAAGCCUAUAUAAUAGCUUUAAUAGAGCAAUAUAGGCUUUCUACAAAUUUUACAGCUUCUUCGGCAUGUACGUGGUAAUCCUUCCACAGAAAAACCGUUUUAGAAACUGGUACCCAAAACAUGCAUGACAUUGAUGCAAUGGCAGAAGGGUAUUUUAAGAAAAAUCAUUUUUAAAACAUUUCAUUGUAUCAAAUCUGGCUAUAUGUCUCACUUUAAUUAAUUUAUUUUUAACAGCAGUGUGUUACUUUUACAGGCUUUUACAAAAAAUAAAAUUGGGCGUGAUUCUUUGUGCAUAGCCUUUUUCCUCCCUGUCUCUCCACUACUGGCCUUUAGCCAGGAGUAGCACACUGCAAUGCAUCAGCUGUGACCUGCUAAGCCCAUGCAUAUCUCCCAUAUAUAGAUUCAGCAGCUUUUAUCCUCCUCAGGGUUAUCUGCAUAAAUUACUAAAGCUGCCUGUGCAAAUGACCCUGGGAAAAAGAGGACUACUUGGAUCUAACGUGGCAGAUACAUAUGAGCAUCUAAUAGCAGGCAGGUAGGGGCUGAGGGUCAAACUAGCCAAAUAUCUUUGCAUUUAAAUGCACUCUUUUUUAAAAACAAAAUGCAUAUAGCAGCUGCAUGGAUAUUUACCUCCCAAUGCAAACAGCAGCUUCAGAGGAGCUAUUUUUAUUAGGACACCAGUAGGGGGAGAAGAAUUAAACUCUUCCUCCCUGCUUGCUGCAAUCCCAAUAACUAAAAACCCCUCCAGCAGUUGCUAUUUUUAUUUAUUAAACCAUGCACGUUGCAUUGCAAAGACACAUUUAACACUUCUCGUUUGGCCAUGAGGCAUUGUGGGGCACAUGAUCCUGGCUAAGGAACAGGAAGGAGGGGCAGUUAAGGAUAGCAUGAUACUGUACUACUGUACUAUGGGUCCAGCUGGGUCAUGACCAAUAGUACUACUCUUCUUUGGUUGUGUUUUUUGAUACUUAGAAAAAUCUGGUAUGAAAACUGUGCUAUAUAGGAAAAAUACAAAGCCAAGCAAAGCCAUUCAUUAUGUGAAAAAUGUAUUGAGAGACUGAAGAUCAAGAUUCAAAAACUGACAUUGUUGAGAGUUGUAAGUGGGCUUUCUUGUGUAGUCAUAAAAAAGGUAACUCAUGUGGACAGUGCAUUAACAAAUGUGAAGUUACCACCUGUAGAUAUGCUGACAGUGUUAUGUACUUAUAUUUCUGGGAGUACCCUUUUGUGUGUGUGUGUGCGUGCACGUGCACGCAUGCGUGUGUGUGUGUGUAUACGUGUACUGUUGAUGUGUGUGUGACACACCCAAAUGGUGAAUGAGCAGUUAAGGGAAUCCAUUUUACUUGUUGCACUUGGAUUUUCCAUUUGCACAAUUUAUAUAUACUUGUGACUGGCAGAGUGGCACUCAAGAAGCUUUUUUCUUUUUCUUUAGUUUUUCUCCUUUUUUGCCUUUUGUACAGAUGAAGAUUUUGUAUAUAGGUGCAAGGCCUGUGGAAUUCAAUGAAUAUUGAGGUAUCAACUGCUGCAUGUUCAGGCAUAUUAUUAAAAAAAUAGCCUAUGAAAGAAUAAUUAUGAUAAUGUCCAUGUGCAAUACUCUGUAUGUGUAUUGGUUCAAGUUACUGUCAAAAUUUCCCCUUAUUUGUUUGUUUUCUAUUAUAAAAAAAGAAAGAUGUAGACCUAUAUUAAGCUGUAAUAAAUCUCCUGUAUAGUUCUCUUAAACUCUAUAUGAAAUGAUAAAGAUGGGAGGGAGAAAAGGACGGGCCAUUAUUGACAGAAGCACAGGUUAGCCACAGGCCACCUUCUCAGGCUAUCUCUGUGGCUUGGAUGCUGCUGCAGUGAGGUUCCUUCUCUCGCAUGAGAAGCUCUGGACAAUGUGAGAAAAGCCCCAGGCCUGUGGACAGGGGUGGUGUUGGCACCUGGCAUCCUUGAGCUGAAAGGGCCCCAGCCCCGGCUUGGUACAUUGCUGAAACCUGUUGUGGUCCCUACAUUUUUUUUAAAAAAAUACGGCUCUGUGCUUUGAGUAGCGCUGGAUAGCUGAGUGUAGCCGCCAUAUUCAUUUCCCACGAUGCACCUGACACAGUUUUCAAUCUAGGGCAUUGUGGGAAAUUAAAAUAGCUACAACAGUCAGUCACCCUGUCACUUGUAGUCCUCUUCAAAGCACUGACGCCUGCCACUACUGCAUAAACUCGAGGAGCCCAUCAACAGAGGAGGAAGCUUAUGAGAGGGCCAGUGCACACCCCAAGUUUGGGCGGGACAGCUGGCCUGAAGAGCAGUCUCAGGAUGGGCUUCUCCCCCAUAUGGCCUAGAACGCCUUAUGCUGUCGAAGCUUCCCCACAAUAGUACUUAUUCUCCACAUGUAGCUUGAGAAGUUGGUUGAGGGUCUCCUCUCAGACGGAUUAAAUUAAUGUCAGUUUUGUAUCUGGCUGUUGUAGCAACUUUCAGUUAUUAUGACAUUCAAUUCCAUUAUGUUGUGGUUUGGUUUUUUUUUUUAAAAAAAGCUC